Molecule: messenger RNA, 320 nt
Organism: Staurois parvus
Lineage: Eukaryota; Metazoa; Chordata; Amphibia; Anura; Ranidae
Source: the annotation of a GenBank genome assembly
UGAUUUUGCAUUUCCGGGAGGACUGUUUUGUUUUACUAACAGUUCUCCUCCCUGUCAGCUUGGACACACUGCUUUGGAUGGCCAUCCAAAGCAAUGUGAUUAUAGUGAAGCACACUGACACUGCCCCCUAGUAAAACACUCCCAGCACACAGUUAACCCUUUGAUUGCCCCUCAUGUUAACCCGUUCCUGCCCGGUGCCAUUAGUACAGUGUCAGUGGGGUUUUUUUUUAGCACUGAUCACUGUAUUGGUGUCACUGGGGAUGUCAGUGACACCAAGUCAGUUCCCCCCAGUGUCAGAAUGCCCGCUGCAGUCCUGCUAU